CUCACACACGCACGCAUUAACACGAAAAGGAAAUCCUCCCAUGGCCGGUACCUCCCAAGGCGCACUGUCCUGCGCCUGCCCGCCGAGCAGCCUCGCCGCCUCCUGGGCGCCCGCGCCGGCCCACCGCCUCCUGACCCGAGCGGCGCCGUACCCGCCUCGCCUGCGCCGCUUGCCUCUGCGCCGCGCCGCCGCAGCCACCCUGCGCGCCAAGCCGCCCCACCGCCGCCGGCUGCCGCAGCCUAGCGCCGCCUCCCAGGUCCGGCCGUCGCCCCGCGUGCCACCGCCGGACCGAGCCACCCACCGGCCGAACGGUUGGACCGGUAUGCAUCUGGAGGUUGAAGAAGAACAAACACACUUCAAGGACAUCCAAGAGUGAGGAGUGGAGACAUUCUAAGCAGCAGAGCACAAGACAAAUCUGUUGAAUACUUUGAAGAUUUGCUAGGCAUACGUUUCCCCCAGUCAACUGCCUGUAGAGUUGUUGGAGAUCCGCUGCUUAUACUAGAGAUUUUUAUCUCAGUUUCUGAACAAUACUGGGAAGUAAUGCCACAGUCUUGGGCCUUACAUCUUUCUUCAGGCUUGCAAGGGAAAAACAUUGCCAAGGAUCAAUUUGGAUCGACUGUUGAACAAUAUGCGAAGUAUCAUGACCUGCAUGGCGGUGAUGAACAAUUCAGGAAGUCGAACUAUAGUGACUUGGUAAACAAGUACUAUGACCUUGUGACCGACUUCGCUGAAUAUCGCUGGGGUCAAUCAAUCCAUUUCGCCCCAAGAUGGCAUGGAGAAACUCGUCUUGAAAGCAUCAAGCGGUUUGAGCAUUUUAUUGCCCUUCAAUUGGGGCUCAAGAAGGGGAUGAAGGUCUUGGAUGUUGGAUGUGGAAUUGGGGGACCUUUAACAGAAAUCGCCAGAUUCAGCUCAACACAGAUAACUGGACUGAACAAUAACGCUUACCAGAUUUCAAGGGGCAAGGAGAUCAUUUCGUCGGCAGGUUUGACUGAGCAGUGCAACUUCAUAAAGGGAGACUUCAUGAACAUGCCUUUCCCUGAUAACACCUUUGAUGCAGCCUAUGCGAUAGAGGCCACAAUUCAUGCACCUGAUGCACUAGGUGCCUACAAGGAGAUAUACCGAGUGCUUAAACCUGGCCAGUAUUUUGCACUAGAUGAACUGUGCUUGACGGAUAGAUUUGACCCAAACAACGCUAAACAUAGGAAUAUCAAGUCUCAAAUUGAAAUCGGCUGUGGCCUCCCAGACAUCAGAAGCACACGCCAGUGCAUCCAAGCUAUGAAAGAUGCAGGGUUCGAGGUUGUGAUCGCGAAGGAUCUUGCUGAGGAUUCCGAGUGCCCAUGGUACCAGGAAAUAGAUCCUGGUGUUUUCUCAUGGACCAGCUUCAGCAACUCAUGUGUCGGACAGUUCCUCACUUAUGCAAUUGUUGGCACACUGGAGUUCCUCCGUAUUGCCCCCAAAGGCUUGAAUAGACUGUUCAGCAUCAUGCAGACAGCCUCCCAUGGCCUGGUGACUGGCAGCCGGGAACAGAUCUUUACGGCGACCUUCUUUGUCCUGGGCCGGAAACCUCUCGAGGAGACUGAAAUUUAAAGCAACCUACAACAAUGUUGUAUGUACUAUUGGACUUCUACUUGCCUCUGAUCCUUGUUCUGCACUGAAGUAUUGUUAUAGUAUUAAGUUCCUAUAAAAGUUCUUCGUUUGUUACCAUGCUUGGUUGUAUGCUGUAUGCCUGUACCGGAUUACUGGUUAAGAUUACUAUCUGGAAUAAACAUAUUUGGAGUAUCUGCACACU
This is a messenger RNA of Setaria italica (foxtail millet), 1789 nucleotides long. Its product is annotated as cycloartenol-C-24-methyltransferase 1. The transcript has 15 exons. Gene Ontology annotation, biological process: sterol biosynthetic process. Bases 541 to 1587 code for a protein of 348 amino acids. Gene Ontology annotation, molecular function: sterol 24-C-methyltransferase activity. NCBI's taxonomy places the organism in Eukaryota, Viridiplantae, Streptophyta, Magnoliopsida, Poales, Poaceae. The record is from RefSeq and is a predicted model, not a curated record. Gene Ontology annotation, cellular component: endoplasmic reticulum.